Messenger RNA from Phalaenopsis equestris, 1479 nucleotides. RefSeq names its product calreticulin-3. NCBI's taxonomy places the organism in Eukaryota, Viridiplantae, Streptophyta, Magnoliopsida, Asparagales, Orchidaceae. Gene Ontology annotation, cellular component: endoplasmic reticulum; endoplasmic reticulum membrane. Gene Ontology annotation, molecular function: calcium ion binding. Gene Ontology annotation, biological process: protein folding. The record is from RefSeq and is a predicted model, not a curated record.
GGUGGAGCGUGCCCUAGCUGCUGCUCACUCAAGCUGGUAGUAGGAGCUUCAGCUCAACCCCAUGCUGUUGAUCCUCCUCUUCAUCCUCGCCCUAAUCUUUUCUCCUUCUUCUUGCGAGAUAAUCUUUGAAGAGCGAUUUGAAGAUGGCUGGGAGAGCCGGUGGGUGAGAUCAGACUGGAAAAAAAGUGAAGGCAAGGCUGGCUCCUUUAAGCACACUGCGGGAAACUGGGCUGGUGACCCUGAUGACAAAGGGAUUCAGACAUACCCAGAUACUAGACAUUUUGCAAUAUCCGCAAAAAUUCCAGAGUUCAGUAACAAGAAUAGAACAUUAGUGCUACAAUACUCCAUAAAGUUUGAGCAGGACAUUGAAUGUGGCGGUGGUUACAUCAAACUUCAUUCCGGUUAUGUCAACCAGAAGAAAUUCAGCGGUGAUACACCAUACAGUUUAAUGUUUGGACCUGAUAUAUGUGGUACCCAGACAAAGAAGCUUCAUCUGAUAUAUUCAUAUCAGGGACAGAACUAUCCCAUCAAGAAGGAUUUGCAGUGUGAGACGGACAAAUUGACACACUUUUACACAUUUAUCCUUAGACCUGAUGCCUCUUACAGUAUCCUGGUUGACAAUCGAGAAAGAGAAUCUGGAAGCCUGUAUACUGAUUGGGAUAUUCUUCCACCUCGUAAGAUCAAAUCUGUUAAUGCCAAAAAGCCUGCAGAUUGGGAUGAUAGGGAAUAUAUCGAUGAUCCUGAUGAUGUUAAACCUGAGGGAUAUGAUUCUAUUCCAGCUGAAAUUCCUAACCCAAAAACCAAAAAGCCUGAUACAUGGGAUGAAGAUGAAGACGGAAUAUGGAAGCCACCAAAGAUCCCAAAUCCAGCGUACAAGGGGCCAUGGAAACCAAAGAGGAUAAAAAACCCCAACUACAAGGGAAAAUGGAAGAUUCCCUGGAUCGACAAUCCUGAAUUUGAAGAUGAUCCCGACUUCUAUGUGCUCAAACCUGUGAAGUAUAUCGGAAUUGAAGUAUGGCAGGUAAAGGCUGGCUCAGUUUUUGACAAUAUCCUUAUAUGUGAUGACCCGGAAUAUGCUAAACAAGUUGUUGCAGAGAUUUGGACGAGAAAUAGAGAGGCUGAGAAGGAGGCCUUUGAGGAAGCAGAGAAAAUCAGGCGAGCAAAGGAAGAGCAGGAAGCUCAGAGGGCAAGGGAAGAAGGUGAGAGAAGGAAAAGGGAGAGGGGACAUGAUCGUCAUUAUCAUCGGGACAGGGAGAGAUACAGGGAUAAAUAUAGACGGCAUCAUCACCGUGAUUUUGAUGAUUAUCAUGAUGAACUGUAAGAGCUCCUGGAGUUGAAAAUGGAAAAAAUUGGGCGCUUUAAAUUUCUGUAUUUUAUGGCUGAAAAACCAUUUCAGCCUAAUUUAUGCUGCUCCACUCUUUAUGAUGCGCUUUGGAAUGUAUAUGCUGAAACGCUUGGAAGUCGAUACAUUGGGAGGAG